Molecule: messenger RNA, 720 nt
Organism: Candida dubliniensis CD36
Lineage: Eukaryota; Fungi; Ascomycota; Pichiomycetes; Serinales; Debaryomycetaceae
Product: acid phosphatase
Exons: 1
Coding region: 1-720 (239 amino acids)
Molecular function (GO): phosphatase activity
Source: RefSeq, a predicted model, not a curated record
AUGUUUUUAACAUCGCCGUACUUAAGAACAAGACAGACAUGCAACAAUAUUAUUGAGGGUAUCAAGAAUGUGUCUGGAGUUGAAUAUGAAGUUAGAGAGGAACCACGAAUGAGAGAACAAGAUUUUGGGAAUUUCCAACCUUCUCUGGAUGAGAUGGAGUUGAUUUGGAAAGAACGUGCCCAGUACGGACAUUUUUUCUAUCGAAUACCACAUGGAGAAAGUGCAGCCGAUGUUUAUGAUCGAGUGGCCAGUUUUAUGGAGUCAUUAUUCCGCCAAUUCAGAAAUGACGAUUUCCCUAAUAUCUUAGUGUUAGUCAGUCAUGGGAUAUGGUCUCGAGUUUUCAUUAUGAAAUGGUUCAAAUGGAGUUAUGAAGAGUUUGAAAGUUUGAAAAAUGUGCCUCAUUGUAAAUAUUUGGUGAUGAAAAAAGACGAUGAAACACAAAGAUAUCAUUUGAAAACAAGGUUGUUGACUUGGGAUGAUGUUGAAGAUGAUGAUUUAGAUGUAGGACAAUGUCUGUUAGAUGAUGACGAGGUGUACAAACUCAUUCAAGAUCAAAAAGAUACAGUCAAUUCCACAAGAAAUAAAAAUAAAAGAAUCGAGGAAAUGUACAGAAAAGCACAUGGGCCGGAAUCCAAAUACACCGAUUAUAAAGAGAAAGUAGUAUCAAGAUUCAAAGUGGACAAUCAGAGUGUUGUUAAUAGUACUGAGAGUUUCCAUUAG